AUGGAAAUAAUUCCAGAAAUCGUAGUAGAAGCCGUACAAGUAGCCAGCAAUGUAGAUCAGGUUCCAGAGGCAGCUUUGGAAGAAGCAAAAGCUGAAGAUGCUGAUCAUUCUGGUCAGAUCCAAACCUAUCUCCUUUACAUUGGAAACUUAAACCCCAAACAUUCCAGUGAAGAUCUUGGCAGUAUGCUGAAGGACAUCCUCGGGAUGGCAAGUGUCACGCUCCAAAGAUACGAUAUUGAAGUGAUCAAGAAACGUAAGCAGGCCUUCGCUUUGGUUCAGGUGGCCACAGAAAUCAGCCUGGAGCAAGUCCUCAAACAACUGCUCCUAGCUUCGGAGGCAGAACACAACCUCUCCAAAGAGCUCGUGCAGAAGGGGAAAACUCUUGUGGUGGGACAAGGCAAAAAGCCUGCAUCUGCUACCAAAACUAGCAGAGAGAGUGAUUCCAUGGGAAGCAGAUCAGAUGUUCUCCUAGGAGGACCGCCAGGGCCCGAGACAAGGAAGCAACUGCCCAAAGACAACAGAGCUAAGCCCAUCAGAAAAAGCCUUCAUUACCCUUGGAGACUGGUCGACUGGCCAGUGACUUUCCUGAACAGCACCCGUUCAGACAGUGCCAUUGUCCAUAAAGAGAUUGUGGGGAGAGAAUGUCUAUUCUACGGCGCUUUCAUUGGUGGAGAGACGCGGAAUGUGGAAUUCAAGCAAGGGAGCAGAGAAUAUCUGACGACAACGCUGAAGCAUCAUUUGCGGAAGUACAUCUGUGGCUUUCUCAACAGUGAAGGGGGUAGUCUCUUUGUGGGGGUUGAGGACAACGGCUUGGUGUGUGGCGUCAAAUGCGACCACAAGGAAGAGGACAGAAUCCGCCUGCUGACAGACUCCCUUUUAAAAACCUUCAAGCCCCAGGUUUUCCCCACCGCCUACACGCUGAGCUUCAUCCCAGUGGUCAAAGCAGAAGACACGGGCAUCUUCCUCAAAGUCAUCCGGCUGAGCGUCCAUCCUCCCAAGCCGCACGCAGAGCCUCUCCUGUACGAGACAGAUCAGGGGGAGGUGUACCUGAGGCGAGAUGGCAGCAUCCAAGGACCCCUCUCUGGAAGCGCUAUCCAAGAGUGGUGCCGGCAGGUAACGUUCAGAUUUUGCCAUUCUUGUAUGCAGCGCUUGGGGACGCAUAAACCAAAUUCUAGCUGUCACACCAAGAAGUUUGAAAGUGCCAUCCGAUAUGCAAUGGCAAAUAAAGAUGAAGUGUUCCAGAAUAACUAA
Molecule: messenger RNA, 1251 nt
Organism: Thamnophis sirtalis
Lineage: Eukaryota; Metazoa; Chordata; Lepidosauria; Squamata; Natricidae
Source: RefSeq, a predicted model, not a curated record